AUGGAUAAUGUUGGUGAUUUUUUCUUUGAUCUAUCAGAUCCUGAUAACAAACACACAAUGAUGCAAUUUGCAAUACUCUAUUUCCGGCGACCCAAAAAUGUCCCAACUGGCAUCAUCAAUAGUAUAAAUUUCAAUUCCGACAGUACACAGCGAAAAAGAAAGAAGUGGACAUGGAAAGAAAUUGCUGAAAAAGUGAAACAUACAAAUAAGCCAAUUAAUCAUUCACUACUACGAUUAGAUAGUAACGAAGCGGAUAAAUUAGCACAAGAAGCAUUUUUAUGCAUUAUGCGUUAUAUGGGUGAUGAAAAUUUGAAACGUGGCCAAACUUUAACUGAUUGUAUUUAUGAGCUUUUAAUGAUAUGUCAUCAAUAUCAUCCACUUCGAGAUGAAGUAUAUUGUCAAAUUAUUCGUCAAACAACAAAUAAUAAAACUUCCAAAGCAAAUACUUCGAUUCGCGGUUGGCGUCUAUUUUCAAUUUUAACAGCUUAUUUUGAUUGUUCACAAGUGUUGAAGCCAUAUUUGUUUAAAUAUCUCAUCGAUAUGGCAAAUGAUCCACGAAGAGCUUAUCACGGUACCGCACUAAUUUGUUUACAAAAUUUGGUUAAAACAUUCAAAUAUGGCGGUCGUCAAUUUUUGCUCAGUGGAAAUGAAAUUGAAGCAAUAACGAUGGGUAAAACUCUAAAGCGACAAUUAUACCAUUUACCGGGCGGACAUCGAAAGGUAAUUAAUACCCGUUCUGUAACAGUUGUCGAAGAGAUUAUUCAACAGCUUUGUCAAGAGCUUAAUAUACGAAGUGCCGCAGAACAACAAGAAUUUUGUUUAUGCUAUAUUCUGGAAUCAGAAAAUAAAAUUAAAAUGUUAGCUAACGAUGAAUAUGUGAUGGAUGUAUGCACUGAACUUGAACAUAAUCAAAAACAAUAUUUCUUAUUACUUAAACGAACAGUAUGGAUACAUCCAUUACGGUUGGAUAAUGCUCGCUAUAUCGAUGCAAUGUUCUUUCAGAUUGUGCCAGAUUAUGUCGAAGGUUUAAUUAUUGCACCAAAGAAUGGAAAAAUUAGCGCCGAUGUUUUGGAUGAUAUUGCUCGCUUGGGUGCAUAUUUAUAUUUAGCGGAUAUGGAACGACCUGCACGUGUUACAUCAAAAAAUGUUACUGAAUUAAUUCCAAAAACGGUCUAUCCAAUUCGAACGGUUGAUCAAUGGGUUGAACGAAUCAAUGCAAAAUUACAAACAAUGCAACAGCAUAAUAUAAAUCAAAUUGAUGCACGAGCAUAUUUUUUAGAAACACUUGAAAAAUGGCCAUAUUUUGGGACAACAUUUUUCUUCGUGCAUAAUGUUAUUGAUGAAAAUGAACAAACAGGCGAAUGUUUACUUGCUAUUAAUAAACAUGGCAUUAAAGUGAUUAAUAUUAAAGAUCGUGAAGAAAUAUUAAAAAUUGCAUUAACUGAG
Molecule: messenger RNA, 1446 nt
Organism: Acanthocheilonema viteae
Lineage: Eukaryota; Metazoa; Nematoda; Chromadorea; Rhabditida; Onchocercidae
Source: the annotation of a GenBank genome assembly